This is a messenger RNA of Leucoraja erinaceus (little skate), 1165 nucleotides long. Its product is annotated as V-set and transmembrane domain-containing protein 5-like. The record is from RefSeq and is a predicted model, not a curated record. NCBI's taxonomy places the organism in Eukaryota, Metazoa, Chordata, Chondrichthyes, Rajiformes, Rajidae. The transcript is spliced from 3 exons. The coding region runs from base 694 to 1116 and encodes 140 amino acids.
GAAGGGUCUCGACCUGAAACGUCACCUAUUCCUUCUCUCCAGAAAUGCUGCAGGUCCCACUGAGUUACUCCAGCAUCUUAUGUCUAUCUUUGUACUGUAAACUAGGUCAGCGUAAAAUAGGUCAACACUACUAGCACAUGAGCCACAUUCUCAGUUUCCAAGUUGCAGCUGAACCACUGAACUAUAAACUAAUGGUCAGUGGUGCUUUAUUGUCAUGUGUGCACUGCACAGUGAAAUUCUUUUUGCACAGAUCACACAUGCACGGAUUUUUGCACAGAUCUUUUUGCACAGAUCACAACGUGCAAUUUACAAAAAGUCACAAAACCAUGGCUGAAGCGGCAACUAUCUCAGAAAUGUUUUAUAAUCACAGUAGGUUGACAUCCUAGGUAGACAGGCCAGCCCAAUAUCUGAAGAAACUGCGCCAUCUCUGCUUGGUGCCUGACCGCCAUUGUGAGUUAGACUCUUUUGUGUUUUAUGUGGGGUAUCGAUGAGCAAUUUCACAACUGUUCUUAAAUUCCCUGCCACGUUAGGUACUUAUGAUGCUCAUAAGGUUUGAAGGAGCGCAAAUUGUAGAAGCAUAUUUGUAAAUAUAACAAAUUCAUCUGUUUCUAUCAUUUUUCAGUUAAUGGAAUUGGAAUAUCAAUACCUCACUCUAUUAUCAAUGCCACAGCGAAUGAGAACGCCACUCUUUCAAUGGACUAUCAAUGCAAUGGAACACUUUCUAUCAAAUGGAAGCACCUAUCACCAUGGGGAAUGAAGGACAUCAUCGUCUGGAAACCAGGCACUUAUCAAAACAUUUCAAAGGGUUAUGAAAACCGGAUUCUGGUGUUCAGGAAUGGAUCCAUCCAGCUUUCAACUGUUCAGCUCUAUGAUGCUGGUUGUUAUGCUGUGACUGUAGCAGAUGCUGAAGGAUGCAGCAAGGAUGGUGUUAUUAUAUUGAAUAUAAAUGAACCAGUUCAUGAGGAUUUGCUUUUUGUGGCUGUCUUUGUUGCUGUACUUGUAACGUUAUCUGCUGUUCUAAUGUUCCUCCUGUGGAUCUGCAAUCAAAGUGUGAACGUCUGCAAAAUAAAGAGGAGAGAACGGAAUGCAAAUGAAAUGGAAGAAACAUCAUUAUAAAAUUAAUUCCAAUUUAUAUGUUGGAUUAAAACAGAAAUGAGUUCAAACU